Molecule: messenger RNA, 1857 nt
Organism: Clupea harengus (Atlantic herring)
Lineage: Eukaryota; Metazoa; Chordata; Actinopteri; Clupeiformes; Clupeidae
Exons: 3
Coding region: 1-1857 (618 amino acids)
Molecular function (GO): GTP binding
Source: RefSeq, a predicted model, not a curated record
AUGGCCUACGUAACAAGUGGUACAUCAUCCCCCUUGCGGUUCUUGGUGCAAAAGAAAAUUCAGAUUAGGCUCGGACCUCCAGUAUGCUACCGCCUACCAACAGAGAAGAAAUACCUGGAUGAGAAUCCAAUGGUCCAAAGAUGGAGAUUUGGCGAGAGAGACCCAAGGAAAAUGAACAAGACCAUUCUGCUGGUGGGGGAGACUGGCACAGGCAAAACCAGCAUCAUUAACACUUUGGUCAAUUACCUCCUGGGCAUUAAGUGGGAGGACAAAGUCUGGUUUGACAUCACAGAGGAGGUGGAGGUGAAGCUGUCCGAAACCAAAACGACCAACAUCACCGUUUACGAGGUCUUCGUGGAGGAGAACCCCAUCUGCCUGACCAUCAUUGACACACCUGGGUAUGGCUAUACCAGAGGGAUGGAGUAUGACCUACUGAUCGCUGAGAACCUGAACAAGCUGUUCCGAUCGGAGGACGAGGUGCGAGGGAUCGACGCCAUAGGGCUCGUGGUGAAGGCGACUCAGAACCGACUCACCGCCUCGCAGCGCUACAUCUUCGACGCGAUUCUGUCGCUGUUCGGGAAAGACUUGGAGAAAAACAUAGUGCUUUUCGUCACGCACUCAGAUGGGAAGCCGCCCAAAAAUGCGCUCACUGCCAUCACUGAAGGCAAUAUUCUCUGUUCCAAAAACCAUGAGAACCAACCCGUCCACUUCUUGUUCAACAACUGCCAAGCCGAUUUGGACAAGGACUUUGAAAGCCUUCACAAAUCAGCCUGGAACCUGAGCGUGCAGAGCGUCGAGACAUUCUUCAACUUCUUGAAGAACAUUGACAAGAAAAAUCUGCGGUCCACAAGGGGUGUUCUGAGGGAACGCCAGCAGCUGGAGGUUUGCAUUAGCAACCUGGAAGAACGGAUAAAUGCCAUUAACCUGAGGGAAAGCGAAAUGGUACAGAUCGACGCAGCCAUGGAACAAAACCAGCAAGAUCUGGAAACAUGCGAGAAGUUUCAGUUCGAGGUCGACGAGCCAUACAAGGAGAAGGUCGACACCGGGAAAAAAUCCCCAAAAAUAACCUUGUGUGACACAUGCCAGGAGAACUGCCACUUCCCCCGUUGCUUCGAAAUGCUGAAAUGGUGCAGCGCCAUGAAGAAGAAGCACUGCACAGUGUGCACUGGCAAAUGCCACUACACCAAGCACUCCAAAGAGGCCAAGAUGUACGUCCAGAAGACAAGGAAGGUGAUGAGAGUCAACGAGGAGCUCAAAGCAAAGUACCAGGAGGAAUAUCAGGAGAAAGUGGAGCUAAAGAACAAAGUGGAGAGUGAGCUGGGAACCCUGCGAGUGGAGAAAUCCCAGCUGAUGGAGGAGGCCUACCAGAGCAUCCUCACCCUGGAGCGGAUCGCCCUCAAGAGCGACUCCCUCUCCACACUGCUCCAUUUGGACUUCCUGAUCGAGGUUCUGAAGGAGACCGGAAACUCAGAGAAAGUCCAGUCACUGCAGGAGCUGAAGACCUCGGAGGAAGCCAACAACUGCGCCAUGGUCUUCUUAAGAGCGGGCUUGGGAAGAAAGGAGAGGGGUAUCGUGGCAAAGCAGACAAACAACCAAGAGGCAAGUGUCCUAGAGGCAAAACAACAAGAACAGAGCAAGACUGGAAUUUAUGAGUCCCUGGCCCAGAUGAAGGCCAAACCCUUUGAGACCAUCAGUGCAGCUCAUGUCAAGCCUGGUGUCCUGGAAGCCUUGGCCCAGAUGAAAGGAAAGCCAUUUCAGACCAUCAGUGCAGGUAAAAAGAAACCUAUUGAGACCCUCACCCAGAGCAAGCUCAACAAGAUCAUGGCAAGGAUGGACGAUGAAGCUGUCUUCAUGUGA